UCAGACGCAAACAGAAGUGUCAUCGGGCUGUGUCAAGUUCUCAACCUUACAUUGAUCUGUGGUCUACUAACGGAACAGCUGUGGUUUAUAUGAUAUACGAGAAAUAAGGCUUUAUGACGAACCGGAACAAGGAACUAGAGACAUUAUAGAAAUAUUAUAUCGAGGAAUAUUAUUAGCUAUAUAAGGGGAUCAUUUAGCGUUCAGACAUAUUUAACUUUGGACGUAUAGGCUGGUGAUGGUGAUGAGACCGGUGAUGGAUUUGGUGAAUAUGUUGGUGAUAUGUAUCCUGGUUGUUAUCGGUAGUGGACAUUGUAUGUAUAGUAGCAAGGAGCUCGAAGGUUACCCAGCAGGAUUUAUGGCAGAUUGCCCUGGUUCAGAUAAGGAAGCGAUCAUCACGAAGAACACUUUAAAGAACUUGUCGAUGACAGUAGUUAGCACGAGCAAUCCAAUGAAAGAAAUACGAAGGAAAUAUAAUUACUAUCAAAUGAAGGAGCUAGCUAAAGAUCCGUUGUUAGAUUUUAACAAACGUACCGUGCUCUACAUAGGAGGUUUUCUAGACAGCCCCAACUUUCCCAUACCAGGGAGGGUAGCGAAGGUCUACGAUAGUAUAGGAUAUAACGUCUUGUUAUUAGACACCAGCUAUUUUACAACAUAUGAAUAUCCAAGAGCGUCACGUCUAGCUCGCCCCGUCGGUGUUCACGGAGCGAAAAUGUUGUUCGAACUCAAAAAACAAGGUCUAGACCCGAAGAAGUUAGAUGUAGUUGGCCUCAGUCUUGGAGUUCACACUGCCAGCUUUAUAGCCAAAAACUUUAGACUCAUAACUGGCGUGAACAUAUCAAGAAUAACUGCGUUGGAUCCUUCGGGACCUUGCUUUAGGAAUUUAGGUCCAGAAGACAGAAUCGACAAAUCCGAUGCCGAUUUCGUUGAAAUGAUUGCUACUAAUAUAGACGGUUACGGCAUGGCGGCCCCCGUGGGUCAUGUCAAUUAUUACGUAAACGGCGGAGAGUUUCAACCUGGAGAAUUAGUUUGGUUCCUCUGCAUGACCCUGUGUAGUCACAUCCGGUCUUAUAUGGUGUGGCUGUCAGCUCUGCAGCACCCCAAUUCAUUUAUCGCCAUGCAGUGUGACUCCGUACAACAGGCGAGAUUCAAAAAAUGUCGGGAAAGGAAGCCUUUGGUGACUAAUUUGAUGGGACUAAAGGUGGAUAAGAAAAAUGAAGGCAUAUUUUAUCUAGCCACUUCCGCUGCAUAUCCUUAUUAUUUAAGCGAGAGAGGCUUAAAACAAAACUCUGACCUUUUCAAGUCAUUAGCAGCGUCAUUUAACAAAGAAAAACUUAUUAAAGUUAGAUGAAAUUUAAAUUGUAUUUUUUAUUAGAACGCCAUCUAUGUUGCUUUGGAUGAACUUCAGAAGUUAGUUUUUAGUUACACUUUAAAACAUAUUUUAGUUUCAGUAUCUUUUUCUAGGUGGCAGUGUUUUAAAUAACACUUAGUAAAAUUAUUUUAUUACAAAAUAAAAGUGAUUGAUUGGUGAGCGAAGCAGUAAUGAGGCUUUAAAUGUUUCUAAGAGGUUUUAU
This is a messenger RNA of Danaus plexippus (monarch butterfly), 1571 nucleotides long. RefSeq names its product lipase member H-A-like. The transcript is spliced from 4 exons. The coding region runs from base 236 to 1348 and encodes 370 amino acids. NCBI's taxonomy places the organism in Eukaryota, Metazoa, Arthropoda, Insecta, Lepidoptera, Nymphalidae. Gene Ontology annotation, molecular function: lipase activity. The record is from RefSeq and is a predicted model, not a curated record.